UUUGAUACUGGUCACGAUCUAAAAGAAAGCACAGAGCCUGUCCUAGGUUUGACACGGCAACUACACAAACACCAAGCAGCAGCGCCAGCAGCCAAUGAUUUCAAUAAAGAGAAGACAAAGAGGUGCUCCAGCCACAAUGCAUGCUCCAGCCACAAUGAAUGCUCCAGCCACAAUGCACUCAGUUGGUCCUCAAGUUCAUCCCAGUAGGCAAGAUGAAGAGUACAAUCUGAGGGAGACUGAUCCACAGCUCGGGGGGGAGCGGUGGCCAAAUGCCAGAAGAGGGUGGAUGACUGGUGGUGAAAGAUUCUCAAGCACACAUGACCUUGUUGAGCAGAUGUUCUUUCUGUAUGUAAGGGUAGUGAAAGCCAAGGAUCUUCAUCGCAGCACUCUUACCUCAAGAUGUGAUCCUUAUGUGGAAGUGAAGCUGGGGAACUACAAAGGGAGAACAAAGCACAUAGAGAAUAAAACAAACCCAGAAUGGAACCAAGUCUACGCUUUCUCCAAAGACAGAAUUCAAUCUUCUGUUUUGGAAGUCAUAGUGAAAGACAAAGAAAUGUUGGGAAGAGAUGAUUGUAUUGGAAGGGUGGCAUUUGAUCUCAACGAGGUUCCAACCAGAGUUCCCCCGGAUAGUCCACUGGCUCCUCAGUGGUACAGACUCGAUGACCGGCGAGGAGGUGGUGAUAUCAUGCUUGCAGUGUGGAUGGGAACUCAAGCUGAUGAGGCCUUCUCAGAGGCUUGGCAUUCUGAUGCUGCCACUGUGUAUGGAGAAGGUGUUUUCAAUGUCAGAUCAAAGGUUUAUCUGUCACCAAAACUGUGGUAUCUCAGGGUGAAUGUCAUUGAAGCACAAGAUGUGAUACCAAGUGACAGAAACCGGUUGCCAGAGGUGUUUGUCAAGGCUCAGAUGGGGAGCCAAGUGCUGAAGACCAAGAUAUGUCCAACUAGGACAACCACACCAAUUUGGAACGAAGAUUUGGUCUUUGUGGCAGCUGAACCAUUUGAGGAGAAGUUGACAAUCACUGUGGAGGAUCGCGUGCACCCUUCAAAAGAUGAAGUACUUGGGAAGAUAGUCUUGCCACUGACCCUCUUUGAGAAGCGGCUAGACCACAGGGCAGUUCAUUCGCGCUGGUUUAAUCUUGAGAAGUUUGGUUUUGGAAUGAUGGAAGCUGAUAGGAGAAAUGAGCUCAAAUUUUCAAGCAGGAUUCACCUAAGAAUUUGCCUUGAAGGUGGAUACCACGUCCUUGAUGAGUCCACUUUGUACUCAAGUGACCAAAGACCAACAGCUAGACAGCUAUGGAAGCAGCCCAUCGGGGUACUUGAAGUAGGCAUCUUGGGAGCACAAGGACUCCUCCCAAUGAAGAUGAGGGAUGGCCAUGGCAGCACAGAUGCAUACUGUGUGGCAAAGUACGGUCAAAAAUGGGUCAGAACCAGAACAAUUCUUGACACUCAUAGUCCAAAAUGGAAUGAGCAAUACACAUGGGAGGUUUAUGAUCCAUGCUCUGUGAUAACACUUGGUGUUUUUGACAACUGCCAUUUAGGUGGGGGCGAAAAAGCAACUGCGGGCACUGCAGCCAGGGAUUCAAGAAUUGGAAAGGUAAGAAUUAGACUCUCAACACUUGAAGCUCAUAGGAUAUACACUCAUAGUUAUCCACUUCUUGUUUUGCACCCUCAUGGUGUCAAGAAAAUGGGUGAGCUUCAGCUAGCCGUGAGGUUCACUAGCCUCUCACUGGCUAACAUGGUUUACAUUUAUGCCCAACCAUUGCUUCCAAAGAUGCACUACUUGCGCCCUUUCACAGUAAACCAGAUAGAGAGUUUGAGGUACCAAGCCAUGAACAUUGUGGCCGGGAGGCUUGGAAGAGCUGAACCUCCCCUGAGGAAGGAGGUGGUGGAGUACAUGUUGGAUGUUGACUCCAACAUGUGGAGCAUGAGAAGAAGCAAAGCCAACUUCUUCCGCAUCAUGUCACUUUUCUCUGGCAUCAUCACAAUGGGGCAGUGGUUUAGCCAAGUUUGCCAUUGGAAGAACCCCAUCACAUCCGUCCUGGUUCACAUUCUCUUACUCAUACUCAUUUGCUACCCUGAAUUGAUACUUCCAACUUUGUUCCUCUACAUGUUCUUGAUCGGCCUGUGGAACUAUAGGUUUAGGCCUAGAAACCCACCCCACAUGGACACAAAACUCUCAUGGGCAGAUGCAGUUCACCCUGAUGAACUUGAUGAAGAGUUUGACACAUUCCCAACUUCUAGACCGCAUGAUGUGGUGAGAAUGAGGUAUGACAAGCUUAGAAGUGUUGCUGGAAGGAUCCAAACAGUGGUUGGGGACAUAGCAACUCAGGGAGAGAGGUUUCAUUCUCUACUGAGUUGGAGAGACACCAGAGCCACCAGCCUCUUCGUAGUGUUCAGUUUGUGUUCAGCUGUGGUUCUCUACGCAACUCCACCAAAAGUGGUGGCUAUGGUAACAGGUUUGUAUUAUCUAAGGCACCCAAAGUUUCGUAGCAAACUUCCUUCUGUACCCAGCAACUUCUUCAAGAGGCUUCCAGCUAGAACAGAUAGCAUGCUGUGAUGCAUAGGAAUCAGUUCACUAUGCAUUUUAUUCAUUUAUUUGGUGGAGCUUUACUUACUUCAAAUGUUGUAACUUAAUGGAAUUUCUGCUAUUCAUUUGACGAUGUUAGAUAGCUGAUUCAGAUCAGCAUCACCGAAUUUAACCUUUGUAACAAAACUGAAAUGGUUGAUAUUUGUAUCAUAGUCUCACAGUUAUGUAAACUUACCUAGUCGAUAUCAAUAAUAACACAGCAGUCUAA
Messenger RNA from Vigna radiata var. radiata (mung bean), 2792 nucleotides. Its product is annotated as FT-interacting protein 1. NCBI's taxonomy places the organism in Eukaryota, Viridiplantae, Streptophyta, Magnoliopsida, Fabales, Fabaceae. Bases 95 to 2554 code for a protein of 819 amino acids. The record is from RefSeq and is a predicted model, not a curated record. The transcript has a single exon.